AUGACUGCCGAUAUCCCCAAGGUAGUCCCUCUGACUUGCCACGGACACUCUCGUCCAGUGACGCAUCUGAGCUUCUCUUCCACAGUCGAAGACGAGCAAUAUUACUUCAUCUCUUCAUGCAAAGAUAAUAACCCUAUGCUCCGCGAUGGCAUAACAGGAGACUGGAUUGGCACAUUCCUCGGCCACAAAGGUGCCGUAUGGCAAGCAAGGCUCUCCGCCGACGCCGCCAUCUCCGCAACAGCAGCAGCCGAUUUCUCAGCCAAGGUCUGGGACACAUACACAGGCGAAUGCCUGCACACACUGCAACACGCACACAUUGUGCGCGCAGUAGCAUUCCCAAUCCAAGCCAACCCGCAGGUUCUCGCGACAGGUGGCGCGGAGAAGAAGCUCCGUAUCUUUGAUCUAACCCGGGGCGGUAGCUCCAGCAACAGCUCCACACCGCCGCUGCCUUCAUCGGCCAGCCCGGCUACUGAGAAUGGGGUGACGAGCUACGAGAUCGGCGCCGGUGUGCACGGCGGCACGAUCAAGUCCAUUGUCUGGAACCAGGAUUACAAUGUCAUUACGACUGCCGCGGAGGACCGUAAGAUUCGUUGGUGGGACCUGCGCUCACGCCACCCGAUUGUGGAGUAUGCUGUUGAUGGCACGAUUGGCUCCUGUGAGCUGAAUAGUCUUGCGACUCGGCCCAACGAUGCCGGCAUCUUGACCGUUGCUGCUGGCAAAAGUGUCUAUCUGUUUGAUGGGGUGCAGCCUGGUCGUUUGCUCAAGAAGACCGAGUAUGAUUAUGACGUUGCUAGUGCUGCAGUUAAUAGCGAGUCUGGUCGCCUGGUUACCGGCAGUGCGAAUGAUACCUGGGCACGGGUUUAUGACUUGAACACUGAUGAAGAGCUGGAGGUUCAAAAGGGUCACCAUGGCCCCAUCUGGUCUAUCAGCUUCUCUCCCGAUGGCAAGCUCUACGGAACUGGUAGCGAGGAUGGCACCAUCAAGUUGUGGAAAGCAUGCCGUGAACCCUACGGAUUGUGGAGAUGA
Messenger RNA from Penicillium paradoxum, 1026 nucleotides. RefSeq names its product WD40 repeat domain-containing protein. The transcript has 6 exons. NCBI's taxonomy places the organism in Eukaryota, Fungi, Ascomycota, Eurotiomycetes, Eurotiales, Aspergillaceae. Gene Ontology annotation, molecular function: protein binding; RNA binding. The record is from RefSeq and is a predicted model, not a curated record. Gene Ontology annotation, cellular component: SMN complex. The coding region runs from base 1 to 1026 and encodes 341 amino acids. Gene Ontology annotation, biological process: spliceosomal snRNP assembly.